AUGGGUCGGCACUUCGCCAAAUUUCUGCGAAUACUACGAUCCAGAGUGUGGAGUUCUGUGGUUCACCCGAUACCACUGCCUACUAACUGUUUAGACAUUACUCAUUCAGGUGCAAAGCUUUGGCGUUCGGCCUUGCGUAAGAUCCGUUCUCGCGACGUUGUAUCCGAUCCGUGGCGCGACUUCGAUCUCAAAGGCACUCCCACACUACCUGCAUUGCGCCAUCGUUACAGUGCAAUCAAAAAGAAAUGGAUCAAAGACGAUAUUCUCGUUAAAUUAGAGCAGACCCCCUUUGAUAGAGGCGCUAUGCGCGAAUGUUUUCGAUUGAAAAAAGCUCCAGUGAACGGUGAUUGGGAUGCGGCCUCAAACUACGUGGCCAAACGUUACCUUUCUGACGUUAACAGCUCUGUUUAUCUUGAUGACGUCCGUCUCCAGAUGGAAGCCAAACUCUGGGCGGAAGCAUUCAAUCGUCAAAAUCCUCCGAAGAAAGUGGAUGUUUUUCAAAUGGCUGUAAUCGAAAUCCUUGAUAAAGCCCACACAAGCCCGAAACAUCUGUCCGAGACUCCACGCCCUGGGUCUAUCAGCAUAAGCGACUCUUCCGCACUCGAAAAAUCCGGGUCACGUUUCUACCACAUUGAACGGUAUAUGGACGGGGACUAUCGCAAGUACAAUUCCAACGUUGGUUUCGUAGACGAAAAACUUCGAAAUACGCCCCAGGCUUUCAGUCAUUUCACAUUCGAACGGUCUGGACACAGGCUUUUGGUUGUUGAUAUUCAAGGCGUUGGCGACUUGUACACUGAUCCACAAAUUCACACCGCCGACGGUCUUGGGUACAAUGAUGGAAACUUGGGUCUGCGUGGUAUGGCGCUAUUUUUCCACACUCACCGCUGCAACCCCUUGUGUGCUUGGCUCGGCCUCACACCCUUUGACCUCUCCAGUAACGAGGUGGCUCAGUUGCCGGGCAACUCUGAAGGUCAGGAGGAUUAUUCGGCCGAUGAAGUAGAUGGAGGAGAGGAGGAAGAUGAAGAGUUUGAGGAGCGCAGUGAAGCUAGCAACGUGGAGCUGGUGAGUGGAUCACUAUCGGUAAGUCCUUCCUCGCUCUUUCUUAGAUUGUGUUCGUGA
Dibothriocephalus latus is the source of this 1119-nucleotide messenger RNA. Lineage: Eukaryota; Metazoa; Platyhelminthes; Cestoda; Diphyllobothriidea; Diphyllobothriidae. The record is from the annotation of a GenBank genome assembly.